Messenger RNA from Rhopilema esculentum, 806 nucleotides. Its product is annotated as transmembrane protein 254. NCBI's taxonomy places the organism in Eukaryota, Metazoa, Cnidaria, Scyphozoa, Rhizostomeae, Rhizostomatidae. The record is from RefSeq and is a predicted model, not a curated record.
AUGGCUGACUCAACAGUGGAAACUCUUCCAAAAGACAGCGGUUUUAAACCAAAAAGGCAUAUCAGACCCUUGCAAGAAAACACAUUUAGAAAGUUUGCUGAAGAAGACGAUCAUUUUGAGUCGUCAUCACUUCUUUAUUAUGUGCUGGUGACUGUUGCGCUCGUCAGUUUUGAGAUUUUGUGUUUUCAGACCAGCUUGUUUCCCUUUGAAAGACUAGGUGGUGCAGGAAAGAGACUAAAGUAUCUCACAGAUCAUCACUUGGACACCAUAAGAGCUGGGUUUCUUUUUGCAGUAGCGUUGCACAUAUUUGAAGCCAUAUAUGCAAAUUUUAAAUGCAGGUCUAUCAACAUGUCUCAGUCAGCAAAAAUGAAAUGGACCAUUCAAACAUUUAUCAUUGGUUAUGCGUCUCUCAGACUGCUAAAUUCCUACUGUGAGAAGAAAACAUCAAGAAAGAAGAUGUUCUAAAUUGACUGGGAAGGAUUUCUGAAACAAUAUUGCCAAUGCAUAGUUAUGUGUAAAGGCAUAGCCCUUGGGUAGCUAAAAUUUGUUAGAGCCUUUUACUUGGGUUUGGAUAUGUAAAAUAGCAGAAGUUUUUAUGAUUAGUAUCUGAAGCAUGUUUUAUAACUGCUAACAAGGAUAAGACGAUAUAAAUGCUAACAAGGUACAAAUGACCAAAGGCUGGUUAUUGUUAGCGAAUAUUUAGAAAAUUGUUAUUAACGAAAGGACGAAAAUGCUCGGAUUCUAUCGUGUUUUAUUUUUCUUAUUACACUGUAGUUGCAAUACAUAUAUGCCUACUCUUCCUAGCA